AUGACGCAUAAGAUAAGCCUGGUGCCCGGUGGGUGCGACGGUGCAUGUGAAACUGAGAUGGAGGCACUGAAAGGACGAGUGGCCCGACUGGAGCGCGAGAUGUCCCUCUUAAAAGACAAAUGUCCAUCUUCUGCAAAUUGUCCAGAUGACUGUAGCGGUAAUGGUGAAUGUGAGAAGGGGAAAUGUGUCUGUCAUCAGGGGUUCAUGGGUCCAGACUGCGCUAAGUGUGCCCAAGGGACAGAGUGUCAUAAAAGUAAGUGCUUUGAACAUUAAAACAAAUUUCUUUCACACUUUAAUCUUAAUUCCUGCUCCGAAAUUUCAGAGGCUGCCAAAGGAAAGGCCAAGGAGACAGUGGAGACAGUGACCCAAAGAUCAAAGAUUCACAGCGUAUCUGCAGUUACAGGUCCUGAGCCAGCCACAGAGAUGGUUUUCAGCAAUGUAACAGAGUCUUCUCUCACUGUGUCCUGGUCCAAACCAAAGACCACAUUCACUGGCUUCAGGGUCUCCUAUACCAACAUUGUCACAGGGGAGAGCCACUUUGUUGUCAUGGAGUCUCAGCAGUCUUUCAUGGUGCUGUCCAAGCUGUCUGCUGGAGCCUCCUACAUCAUCUCUGUAACUACCACACACAGCAGAGUGCAGAGUGAAGCCCUCAUGGCCGUUAUCACCACAGUGCCCGCUCCUCCUACGCAUCUUCAAGUUGUCAAUGUGACAGAUACCAGAGCCGUGCUGCAGUGGACACCCAGUCUGGGGAAAGUAGACCGCUUCAUAAUCAGCUACGAGUCCUCCAAGACUCCUAAUGUGACGGUGACUGUGAUGCUGUCUGGAAACUCAGUGGAGCACCAGCUGAAAGGUCUGCAGAGAGGCACCCUGUACACAGUUAAAGUGCUGAGCCAGAAGGACAGUCUGCAGAGCAUGGCCAUCUCAACUACAUUCACCACUGCUAACGUGGUCAAAGCCAGUGAGGUGGGGGCUCGCUCUGCACUGAUAACAUGGAAAAGCUCCACUAUUGUCUAUCACAGCUACAGAGUCGUCUAUCAGGUGGCUGGAGAAGAGGCAAAGGAGGUGACCCUGGACUCAACCAUCACAGAGUAUAAGGUGACAGGGCUGCUGCCCAUGUCACGCUACAUAGUUCUGGUGCAAGGCGAGAGAGAGGGACACUACACGUCUGUUGUCACCACAGAAUUCAUCACAGGUAAACUACGAUUCCCUUUCCCGACUGAGUGCUCUCAGGAGCUGCUGAACGGAGCGUUGCAGUCAGGGGAGGUGGACAUCUACCCUCAAGGAAAGGAAGGACAGGCGGUCAGAGUCUACUGUGACAUGGAGACCGAUGGAGGCGGCUGGACGGUCUUCCAGAGGAGGAUGAGCGGAAAGACCGAUUUCUACAGAACCUGGAACGAAUACAGCGCCGGCUUUGGAAACCUGAGUGAAGAGUUCUGGCUCGGGAAUGAACUUCUCCACAACCUGACCAGCGUCGGCCCAGUGAGUCUGAGAGUGGACAUGGAGUCUGGAAACGACACGGCUUACGCUCACUACGGCAACUUCUCGAUCGAUUCCGAGGAGAGGCACUACACUCUCAGCGUGUCCGGCUACACAGGCACUGCAGGUGACUCUAUGAGAUACCAUAAUGGACGUCCAUUCUCCACCCGGGACAAGGACGCCGAUCCUCUGGGGAUCCACUGUGCCCGGGCCUACAUGGGAGGAUGGUGGUACAAGAACUGCUACAAGACCAACCUCAAUGGUCUUUAUGGCACCAACAGUAAUAAUCAGGGAGUCGUGUGGAUAGACUGGAAAGGCAAAGACUCCUCCAUCCCCUUCGCUGAGAUGAAGUUCAGACCGUCCAGGUUCUCCCCUGCAACUCACGGCUGA
This is a messenger RNA of Limanda limanda (common dab), 1866 nucleotides long. It is a transcript of the gene tnxba, whose product is annotated as tenascin XBa. The record is from RefSeq and is a predicted model, not a curated record. The transcript has 15 exons. Gene Ontology annotation, molecular function: protein binding. Lineage: Eukaryota; Metazoa; Chordata; Actinopteri; Pleuronectiformes; Pleuronectidae.